AUGAUUGGAAAGAAAUAUUCCACUUUCGAUGAUAAGGGAAAAGCUCAAGGCAUUUUGUACUUACUAGAGUCAUUUGAUUUCGUGUUUAUGGCACAACUAAUGACUACUAUAUUUGGGUACACUAGCAAUUUGUGUCUUGCUUUGCAAAGAAGAGAUCAAGAUAUCAUUAAUGCUAUGAGGCUCGUCACUUUGACCAAAGAUCAACUACAGAAAAUGAGGGAGGAUGGAUGGGAGAUUCACUUGAACAAGGUAAUCUCAAUUUGCAAUAAACAUGACAUUGUUGUUCCAGAUAUGAAAGCUCACUAUAGCCCUCAUGGAAGAUCAAAACGUUUUGUUCAACAAGUUUCAUAUCUUCAUCAUUUUCGUGUUGAUGUGUUUAUCAAAGUGAUUGACUUAUUACUUCAAGAACUUGAUAACCGAUUCGAUGAAGUUAAUUUGGAGUUGAUCAGAUGUAUGGCUUGCUUCAAUCCUAAAGAUGGCUUCUCUUCAUUUGACAAGGAAAACGUACUCAAACUUGCCACUUUUUAUCCUUCCAAUUUUUCAAACAUUGAUUUGUUAGAGCUUGAGUGCCAACUUGAUAUAUUCAUUGGAGAUAUGAGAAGUGAUGAAGACUUUCAGAAUUUGCCAGAUAUUAGUUCUCUUUUGGUGAAGCUUGUUGAAACAAAAAGAGAUGUGGUUUAUUGGCGUGUGAUUUUGCUUAUCAAGUUGAUUUUGAUUCUUCCGAUUGCCACUGCGAGUGUAGAGAGAGUGUUUUCGGGAAUGACGUUUGUGAAGAAUAAGUUGCAAAAUAGUAUGGGUGAUCAACCUUUGAAUGAUUGUUUGGUCACUUUCAUUGAGAAAUAUGUGUUUCUACAACUGGCGGUGAGGGCCUUGAUGGACUUGGAGAAGAUGGUGGCAGCAGCCGCUGAGACCACCAACACGAGGCAGGGUCUCGUGUUGGCAGGCAUGGCUGCAGUAGCAGCAUCAUCCGUCGCAAAAGCUGCAACGGCUGACACGUAA
Salvia splendens (bonfire salvia) is the source of this 999-nucleotide messenger RNA. RefSeq lists its product as uncharacterized. Bases 1 to 999 code for a protein of 332 amino acids. The transcript is spliced from 2 exons. Gene Ontology annotation, molecular function: protein dimerization activity. NCBI's taxonomy places the organism in Eukaryota, Viridiplantae, Streptophyta, Magnoliopsida, Lamiales, Lamiaceae. The record is from RefSeq and is a predicted model, not a curated record.